This is a messenger RNA of Sclerotinia sclerotiorum 1980 UF-70, 741 nucleotides long. RefSeq lists its product as hypothetical. Gene Ontology annotation, cellular component: extracellular region. Gene Ontology annotation, biological process: carbohydrate catabolic process. Gene Ontology annotation, molecular function: cutinase activity. NCBI's taxonomy places the organism in Eukaryota, Fungi, Ascomycota, Leotiomycetes, Helotiales, Sclerotiniaceae. The transcript has 4 exons. The record is from RefSeq and is a predicted model, not a curated record. Bases 1 to 741 code for a protein of 246 amino acids.
AUGAAGUUCUCAGUUUCCCUCCUCCUUUCCCUCUCCUCCAUCGCCCUAGCUCUUCCUGUCGCAGAGACAGAAGUCCGAUCCGAAGCAGUAGCGGAUAAAACCACGACUGAUCACCUCGCUUCGACCGCGCACUUCUUUGAAGAAUCAGCCGUAGUAGCUGCUGCCGCUGCCUCAGCUACACCCAGUGUUGUAACAACGGAAAAUGGUCUCACAACUGAUGCCUGCAAACCUGUUAUUGUGAUUUUUGCAAGGGGUACUAAUGAAGAGGGAAAUGUCGGCCAAGAUGUUGGACCUUACGUCUUUACCGACUUGAGAGCUUCACUUACUUCCGCCAAAGUAACAGUACAAGGAGUUGACUACGCCGCCAAUGUCCUCGGCUACCUCGAAGGCGGUGACCCAACCGGCUCAACAACCAUGGCCAACCUCACCAACACCGCCGCCGCAAAAUGUCCCUCUGCAAAACUCGUUCUCUCCGGCUACUCCCAAGGUGCCCAACUUGUCCACAACGCUGCCAAAACACUCUCUGCAGCUGUAACGGCCAGAAUUGCCGCCGUAGUCAUGUUCGGUGAUCCAGAUAAUGGACAAGCUGUGGGUACUGUCCCAACAAGCAAGGUCUUGAGUAUUUGCCAUAAUCAGGAUAUUAUCUGCACUAAACUUGGAUGGUUUACUACUCAUUUGACAUACUCCGAGGAUGCGCAGACCGCGAGUGACUUUAUUGUCAAUGCUGUUGGUGCUGUUUAA